Messenger RNA from Notolabrus celidotus (New Zealand spotty), 1355 nucleotides. RefSeq lists its product as uncharacterized. Lineage: Eukaryota; Metazoa; Chordata; Actinopteri; Labriformes; Labridae. Bases 27 to 1190 code for a protein of 387 amino acids. Gene Ontology annotation, molecular function: guanyl-nucleotide exchange factor activity; protein binding. The transcript has 7 exons. The record is from RefSeq and is a predicted model, not a curated record.
CCAAAUCAAAAUCUACCGCUGUAGAGAUGGACGCAAACCGCUUGUGCUACAUGGUCUCCAAAGUCCAGGGCUCCAGAAUGGAUGAGCAGCGAUGUUCUGCACCCCAAAUCUUCCAGAAUCUGGGUACCCCUUCCACUCAACACAAAGAUAAUCCUACACACCCAAAUGAUAAACCUACCCAGAGGUCUGCCUCCUUCAACAUUAGCAAGCCGCAGGAGGCUUCUCCAGCUGAACAGGAUAAUUUUCUUAAAAUAAUGAGUCAUGCACAAAGAGGACGUAUGGACGAGCAGCGUUGCUCUCUGCAACCCAGCAGAAGUACACCCUCUACACCCACAAACAAUGGAAGUGCUUUAAAUAACAUGCCAUCAGCAGGUGGAGAAGCUGAUGCAUUCUUCAAGAUCAUUUCCUCCAGUCAGGCACGGCGGCUAGACGAUCAGCGUGUUACUCUUCCUAACCUGCCAGGGAUAGGUCGAAACUCUGAAGGAAAAGAAAAUGUUAGAAACAAAAAGGCUGAAAUCACAACUUCUCUACCACGUAUCACUGUGGCUGAGAGUACACCAACAACAUCACGGAAAGACAAUCACAGAUCUACCUCUCAACUCAACAUGGCUUCCGCUGAGUCUGGCUCUCCUAGAGCCAUUCCUAAAUCUGCUUCCUUUACCCCUGAGACAGAAUAUCAGAUGCUAAAUUCCCCAGCUCAGGUGACAGUGAAGGUGUCCAUGAGCUUCACACCACAGCUGGGACAGAGGAAAAUCAUCCAACCAAGUACAUUCCCUGAAGUCUUCCUCACUCUGGGAGCUCCUGGAGAUAACAUUGUGAUCCCACUGAGUCCAACACCUGGCAGACCCCUGUCCUUAAACUUAAACCUUAUCCCAAAAGAUGAUGUUAUGUCCAGGCCCUGCUCUCCAAGCCUUGCAAGUCCCAGAAAAGCUCGCUCAAGACCAUCAUCUCCUAACCCAAGAGCAGCCAAUAAAGCAUCUCCUGAUACCUCAUUUCGACAUGAAAAUGAGAUGCUUGUGUCCAAUCAAAGAAGUAGAGACGAGGAUUCGUUUUCACUGAUUGAGAAGGUUCACAUUGCUCAGCUGCAAAAGGGGAUGGCACAAGGAGGACACAAAAGAAAAGCAGACACUGGAAAUAAGAAGGAAAAGGAACAGCAUGGCAAAGGAAAAAGUGGUGGCAAAAAAAGAUAGAAGUGUUAAUGAUGACAAAUUAUAAAUUAUGUCCUUAAAAAAAGACAUGAAAUGUGUGGGUUAGAAGAAAACAUGAAAAUAAUUGAUAACUCUUUGCUUAUGAAAUUGUGGCUGCCAUUUUUUUCCAUGCUAAUUGAAGUUUACUCCUUAUUUUGUUCUUCUUUU